Messenger RNA from Siniperca chuatsi (mandarin fish), 1860 nucleotides. Its product is annotated as serine hydrolase-like protein. Lineage: Eukaryota; Metazoa; Chordata; Actinopteri; Centrarchiformes; Sinipercidae. The coding region runs from base 342 to 1325 and encodes 327 amino acids. The transcript is spliced from 12 exons. The record is from RefSeq and is a predicted model, not a curated record.
AACAUUUUCAAUGGUGGACCUUUACUUGUAACAGAGGAUUUCUACAGUGUGGUAUCACUACUUGUACUUAAGUAAAAGAUCUGAGUACAUCUGUCACCACAGUGCAUUGGAUAAUACAGCUCCAGAUUCGAAAGACCAGGUAAAUACAAUGACAGAGAUACUAUUUCUAUAGAGGCGCUGCCUGAAAGCCCUUACAGAGGGAAACAAAGGCCCGCCCCUUUCAAGUCCAUGCUGCUUCAUGCAAUGAAAUCUUUCGGCUGCAGCCAGAGACCACGGAAGUUAGUUUUAUGGAGUUUCACGGACCGAGGACGUGUUAGUUCGUUUGUUGUGUUUGUGUAGAGAUGUUUGCGCUGCUGCAAACCUUACGGAGCGUUAGACACUGUGCAACAUUAACUACAAUGUCCAAAGAAGUUUCAGAGCUCUCGGUACCGGUCCCAUCGGGAGAGAUCAGAGGUCGCGUCUGGGGUCCUGAUCACGGUCGUCCUGUGCUGUGCCUGCACGGCUGGGCUGACAACUGUGGUACAUUCAACACCCUUAUUCCACUUCUGCCCAAAGAGUGCAGAUAUGUGGCUUUGGACCUGGCAGGUCACGGCCUGUCAUCUCAUCGUCCUGCUGGAGUUUCCUACUCUUUCCCUGCGUACGUGGCGGAUGUACGCAGAGUCGUUGACGCUCUGCAGCUGAAGAAAUUCUCCAUCAUAGGCCACAGUAUGGGUGCUGACAUUGCUGGAAUGUUCAGUGCACUGUAUCCUGAGAUGGUGGAUGCUCUUGUACUUCUGGACGCCUACGGAUUCCUACCUACAGACUCAGUACAAACCACUACUGAAAUAUCCAAAGUGAUGAGGCAGGGGAUGGAUGAGAUGCUUCAGUUUGAGAAGAAGACAGAAGAGAAGAAAAGAGUUUACACUUAUGAGAAGGCAGUUGAGAGGCUGUUGGCUGCAAACCCGACUCUGUCUGAACAGUCCGUGCACAUCCUUUUAGAGCGAGGUCUAGUUCAAGCUGAAGGAGCAGGAUUUGUGUUCUCCAGAGACCUGAGAGUUAAUUUUAAAAACAUAGCAUGCAUCAGUUUGGAGCAGGUUCUGGAGAUGCAGUCGAGGAUUCAAGCCUCUGUUCUUGUUGUUCUAGCAGACAAAGGUUUCGGUACAACGUUUCCAGAAUCAAACCAACAGAAACUUACCUCACUUCUCCAAGGCUAUCGUGAAAGAAAUCACACAGUGGUGACAGCACCAGGCGAUCAUCACAUCCAUCUGAGUAAUCCUGAAGUCGUUGCUCCACUUGUUUCUGACUUCCUGCAGACCAAAGUGCUCUCACAGCGGCUGCCAGCAUAGUGGACACACACACACACAUUUUCACUGUGAAAUUUCACACUUCAAGUCUCAGUACACUGUGCUCAUCAGAGCAGUCAUUAACACAAUAUUGUUAGUGCAUUUUUUCUGCCAUGAUAUGUAACUAUUUGAACAAUACUAUAAAGUUUCUUCAAGUUUCAAGUUUAUUUGUCACACAUUGUAAAAACUAAAAGUGCCAGUUGGGUACCCAAUGAACUUAAAAUUACAUUGAAGGUGCUUCAAGCAACCUUUCUGUAGGAUGAGGUUCCUGGAAGAACCCUCUGGAGCACUUGUCUUCAGCUCACAGCUUCUGGAGGAACCCUUUUUAAUUUGAGUGAGUCCUCGAGCACCUUCGAGAGGAACCAAGUGCCUAAAAGGGUUAUUUUCUAGGGUUACCCAAUGACCCCUUUUACUCAAGGAAGCUCCUGGAAGAACUGAGGUUUCUGUGACCAGCAUUCAUGACUGCAUUGGUCUACUGCAGUGUUUUCGUUGAUUUGAAAGGAAAUUACAACAAAAAUAAAAUAAUAAACUAAAUAAA